Anopheles marshallii is the source of this 2043-nucleotide messenger RNA. RefSeq names its product neuropeptide SIFamide receptor-like. The record is from RefSeq and is a predicted model, not a curated record. Gene Ontology annotation, cellular component: membrane. The coding region runs from base 1 to 2043 and encodes 680 amino acids. Gene Ontology annotation, biological process: G protein-coupled receptor signaling pathway. The transcript has 8 exons. Lineage: Eukaryota; Metazoa; Arthropoda; Insecta; Diptera; Culicidae. Gene Ontology annotation, molecular function: peptide binding; neuropeptide Y receptor activity.
AUGAGAGAUAAAGUGCCCUUGCUAACCGCCCCGAUGGAGCUCGGUGGCGAAGUGUUUACGAUGGGGCUGGCCCUCAAGCUGCAGAAGGUGCCGCCGGGAUCGAUGGUCGAUUUCACAGAGUUCCGCCGGGAAAACUCCAACACUGCCACCUUCGCCAGCGACUGGGACAGUUUGCAGGGUCCGGAUGUUGCGGGCAACAAUACGGCCGGCCCGUUCGAGGAGUACGAACUGUUCUACCGGCACUCCUACACGAUGACCGCCGUCUACUGUGUCGCGUACUUUAUCGUCUUCAUCGUUGGCCUGGUCGGCAAUAGUUUCGUGAUCGCGGUCGUGUUUCGCGCCCCGCGAAUGCGAACGGUGACGAACUUCUUCAUCGUGAACCUGGCACUGGCGGACGUGCUGGUGAUAGUGUUCUGCCUGCCCGCGACACUGAUGAGCAACAUUUUUGUGCCGUGGAUGCUCGGUUGGUUGAUGUGCAAAACCGUACCCUACAUACAGGGCGUAUCCGUGGCAGCAUCCGUCUACAGUUUGAUAGCCGUUUCGCUCGACCGAUUCCUUGCCAUCUGGUGGCCGCUGAAGCUGCAGAUCACGAAACGCCGGGCACGGUUUAUGAUCGUCUGUAUCUGGAUCAUUGCGCUCGGCUCGACCGUACCGUGGGCGCUAUUUUUCGAGCUCGUGCCCAUCAUACCGGAGGCGCCCGACAUCAAGCUGUGCGUCGAGGUGUGGCCUCCGGGGACGGAUGGGGCGCUCUACUUUCUGUUAGCGAAUCUUGUUGCCUGUUAUCUGUUGCCGAUGACGCUUAUCACCAUCUGUUAUAUACUGAUCUGGAUCAAGGUCUGGCGCCGCUCGAUUCCGGGCGAUUCGAAGGACGCCCAGAUGGACCGGAUGCAGCAAAAGUCCAAAAUCAAAGUUGUUAAAAUGCUUGUUGUAGUUGUUAUACUGUUCGUUCUUUCCUGGUUACCUCUGUAUGUUAUCUUCGCCCGCAUUAAGCUGGGCGGGGCGCUCGAAAGCAGCGAAGAAGAGCUGCUGCAGAUCGCCACACCGAUUGCCCAGUGGCUCGGUGCAUCCAACUCGUGCAUCAAUCCGAUCCUGUACGCGUUCUUCAAUAAAAAGUACCGGAAAGGGUUUGCGGCGAUCAUACGCUCGCGCAAGUGCUGCGGACGGCUACGGUACUACGAGACGGUUGCGAUUGCUUCCUCCUCGACCAGCACACGGAAGUCGUCGCACUACCACAACAGCACUAAACGGGCCGGCGGCAGUCCAUCGGUCAAAUCGGCUGAUGUGGUUUCGUACAUCUACGAGGAGAAGGGUGGCCGCAAACAUCAUGCCAUCUCGAAGCAGAACAGCGACCUCUCGCGGCAUAUGCUGCUGAAGCAGGACAGCAGUAUUUCACGACAGUCGCUACUGCUGAAGCAGGAUAGUGUUGCGUCACGGUCGGCGAUCCUGUACCGGCAGGACAGUGACAAUUCGCGACAGAUGCUGCUAAAGCAGGACAGCAACAGCUCGCGAGACAUGCUGUCGAAGCAGUGUUCCGCCUCGGAUUCGAUAUCGCGCCAAGACUCGCAGAUCUCCUACAUCGAUCCACCGCGCAAGGGCAUCCUCUGCAAGCAGGACACCCAAAUCUCGUACAUCGAGCAUACCGGACCGGGUGGUAUGCUGGCCAGCAAUGGUGUUGGUACUCCGGCCAGCAAGAAGUACUCGGCAUCGCUGUCCUCCCAGGACAGCGUACUGUCCAUUAUCGAGCACAAGCGCCACAAGCUGGUAAAGCAGGACUCGAUCUUUUCCUUCAACGAGCCGAAAUCAGUGUACGAAAGUGCCACACCGGCACCGUUCAAGCGGCACCAGCUCGUCAAGCAGCACUCGGUCAUAUCGUUCGCGGAUCAGAAGCGGGGCGGCAGCCUGACCAAGCAGGACUCCGUCACGACCAUCCACCGGGCGGGCAAUGGCGAAGGUCCGUACAUUUCCUCCAUCCUGAAGAAGACCGAUUCGCAGUGCAGUUCCGCAUCGCCGGUACGCAAGAAUAUCGGAUUUUUCGACGGCUAA